This is a messenger RNA of Alexandromys fortis (reed vole), 768 nucleotides long. RefSeq names its product DNA-directed RNA polymerase II subunit RPB1-like. The transcript is spliced from 2 exons. The coding region runs from base 1 to 768 and encodes 255 amino acids. Lineage: Eukaryota; Metazoa; Chordata; Mammalia; Rodentia; Cricetidae. The record is from RefSeq and is a predicted model, not a curated record.
AUGCCUUCCAUACGGUUAUCCACACUCAUCCAUCUCUGCUCUAAAAAAUGUCCCCAAUAUUCCUUAGAGGCCACCUAUCGGCACUUUCAACCCCGAUAUUUUACCGGAGCUAGCAAAUUACUGCCAUCAUACAGCUAUGAUAUCUGCUACUCUGGAACCCUCCGCUCCUGCUAUGGACCCAGCCGACAAACCUCCACCUUUCUGGGCUCGGAGAUCUACCUCCACUGGAGAUCUACCUCCUCCCACUCUACUCGGUCAGGCACAACCUCACAUAAACCUUCCAGUCCCAGGUCUCCGGAAGUCCAAUGUAAAUCUUCCUCCAGGUCCAGACAUAAGAAAACCUCGCCUAACCUUUCUCCUAGGUCUCUAGAAGUUCCACGAAAAUCUUCUUCCAGGUACAGACAUAAUGAAACCUUGCCUAACCUUUCACUUUCCAGCUCCCCGGAGACCCCACCCAAAUCCUAUUCCAGAUCUAAAAUAGCCUCGCGGAAACACAAUUCUCCCUCUUCCCCCACCAGGUCUCUAUCUGGCUCCUCUGGCUCCACUUCCUCCCAUACCCCCUCUUCUCUUCACAGGUCACGCAGGUCACCAGAAGCCUCUUCGGACUCAUCCUCCCCAUCUCCCUUCUGCCCUACUCUGCCUCCUCAGUCUUCCAAAGCCCUACAAGGUUCCCCUUCCUCUUUCGCCAACCGUCUUGCACUGGCAUCUUCCUUUACACCUCAGCUCAUGCAUUCACAUGACGCCACGGAGCCUAAUCCUAGCCACUGA